AUGGGAGACAAACCCCCAAACCCUUCUUACACACCACCAUCACCUCCUUCAAGAUCCAACUUACCCAUGUUAUACUACGGCCUCGUGGUCGUCGUAACGGCUUUCAUCAUUCUCGCAAUCUACAACCUAAUCAUCAUAAAAUGGUGCACGGACCACCAUCGUCGAUCACGGCGGCGAGAGACUCGAACUCAGGACCUCCAGAUAAGUCGGAGUUUUGACAACCCUAAUAGAAACUUGGUGUCUAGCUUCAGGUACAGGAAAGAGGGGGUGACUCAGGGUGAAGGAAACGAUUAUGAAUGCCCUGUUUGCUUAUCGGUGUUUGAAGAAGAUGAAGAAGUAAGGCAACUUCCAAGUUGCAAACACUAUUUUCAUGCUCAAUGUAUAGAUAUGUGGCUCUACUCUCACCGGGACUGCCCUCUUUGUCGUUCUCCGGUGCUUCAACGGCAUGUAGUUACAAUUCACCAGGAGGAUGCUAGAGAUGGAUUGCUAGUUUCAGGCAUCGUCUUUUAA
Molecule: messenger RNA, 510 nt
Organism: Ilex paraguariensis (yerba mate)
Lineage: Eukaryota; Viridiplantae; Streptophyta; Magnoliopsida; Aquifoliales; Aquifoliaceae
Source: the annotation of a GenBank genome assembly